AUGUCCAAGCUCAUAGAUUAUGCGGAAGUGCAAAAACACACCUCUAGAGAGUCGUGCUGGGUCAUCCUCUACGGCCAAGUCUGGGAUGUGACCAAUUUCCUGCCCAACCACCCUGGCGGUGCCAACAUCAUCCUCAAACUCGCGGGCAAAGAUGCCACCGAAGAAUACGACCCCAUACACCCUCCAGGCACUCUCGAAGAGAACCUGCCCAAGUCCGCGUGCAUUGGACCUAUCAAUCCGACAACGCUGCCACAGCCUGUCAAGGCGGCGAAAGAUGUUGGACCGGAACCGGACACCCAGGUGGAAGUGCCUUUAGCCGCCAUGUUGAACCUGGAUGAUAUCGAGGCCGCGGCCACCAAGAAGAUGUCCAAAAAGGGGUGGGCCUAUUAUUACUCUGCUGCCGACGACCUGGUGAGCAAGCAUUUCAACAACACAGUCUACAGACAGAUCCUCCUGCGACCGCGGGUCUUUGUCAACUGCAAGGAUUGCGAUCUCAGCACAAGCUUUUUGGGUCACAAGCUGGAUAUCCCCAUCUUUGUAUCCCCGGCAGCCAUGGCGAGACUGGCGCAUCCCGAUGGAGAAUGGGGCAUCGCGCAGGCGUGCAAAAAGUUCCAUACAAUGCAGAUGAUUUCCAACAAUGCCAGCAUGACACCCGAGCAGAUCGUCAAGGACGCCGGACCGGGUCAGGUCUUCGGCUGGCAGCUCUAUGUCCAGACAGAGCGGAAGAAGUCGGAGGACAUGUUGGCCCGCGUGAACAAGCUGGAUGCCAUCAAGUUUAUCUGUCUUACCCUCGAUGCGCCAGUCCCAGGCAAGAGAGAGGACGACGAGCGUGGAAAAUUCAUUGUUGAAGACACGUCCCAAGCCAUCAAAGACGCCGGUGGGAAGGAGCUGAAAGGUGGUGGUGGCAUUGGACAGUCAUUGUUCUUCGGCACGGAUCCGACCUUGACGUGGACGGAGACAUUGCCUUGGCUGAAAAAGCACACGAACAAGCCCAUCAUCCUCAAGGGCUUACAAUGCCAUGAAGAUGCAUAUAUCGCCGCCCAACACACCCCCCAGGUUCAGGGCAUCAUCUUAUCAAACCAUGGUGGCAGAGCAGCAGAUACCGCACCUCCAGCGGUGCACACGCUGCUGGAAAUCCGGAAAUACUGCCCCGAGGUGUUCGGCAAGCUGGAUGUGGUUGUCGAUGGCGGCAUCAAGAGGGGCACCGACGUGGUCAAGGCCUUGGCUCUUGGAGCAAAGGCUGUAGGAAUCGGUCGCGGGGCUCUUUUUGGCCUUGGAGCUGGUGGCAUCGAGGGGGUGGAGAGAGUGCUAGAGAUCCUGCGGGAUGAGACCGCCACAGCGGCCAGAUUACUGGGUGUGGCCAAGGUGACUGAGCUCGGUCCAUUGCACAUAAAUACCAGAGCUGUCGAGAGGGAUGUUUAUGACGGCCCUGCGAACUUACCCGGAAUUGGGGGAGCCAUGAAGGGUCUUUGGGUUCAAGCCAAGCUGUGA
Capronia coronata CBS 617.96 is the source of this 1491-nucleotide messenger RNA. Its product is annotated as L-lactate dehydrogenase (cytochrome). The transcript is spliced from 2 exons. Gene Ontology annotation, molecular function: heme binding; oxidoreductase activity. The record is from RefSeq and is a predicted model, not a curated record. NCBI's taxonomy places the organism in Eukaryota, Fungi, Ascomycota, Eurotiomycetes, Chaetothyriales, Herpotrichiellaceae. The coding region runs from base 1 to 1491 and encodes 496 amino acids.